Messenger RNA from Pyricularia oryzae 70-15, 377 nucleotides. RefSeq lists its product as uncharacterized. Bases 1 to 189 code for a protein of 62 amino acids. NCBI's taxonomy places the organism in Eukaryota, Fungi, Ascomycota, Sordariomycetes, Magnaporthales, Pyriculariaceae. The record is from RefSeq and is a predicted model, not a curated record. The transcript has a single exon.
AUGGGUUUAAAGUGGUGGUUCUUGGCCCUCUUUGUUCCGGUUUUGUCGACCCAAGCCCUCCUCGGGGCCCACACCGGUGGGCUUGCACACACUAUUGGGGGGAAUGGGCCCAAGGGGACGGGGAAGGGGGGCGAAGCCAGGAGAUGCGCGGUUUGCCAGGGAUCGAGUUUAUGCGUUUUGGACGAAUAGGUUGCCUAGUCACCAUUGUUUCAAGAAGAGGGAAAAAAGAUAAAAGAGAGAAAUAAAAAGUUCGGAAAACCUUGUUUGGAUGCAGCCACAUUGUUUUGUUACAAACGAACUCGCGCUUCAUUCAUUGAGUGGGUGUGAUGGAGCUGCCCUUUUUGUAUCAAGUUGCAAAGUGGCUUGCAAAGUGAACG